Cynoglossus semilaevis (tongue sole) is the source of this 1367-nucleotide messenger RNA. It is a transcript of the gene fsip1, whose product is annotated as fibrous sheath interacting protein 1. Bases 30 to 1352 code for a protein of 440 amino acids. NCBI's taxonomy places the organism in Eukaryota, Metazoa, Chordata, Actinopteri, Pleuronectiformes, Cynoglossidae. The record is from RefSeq and is a predicted model, not a curated record. The transcript has 8 exons.
ACUUUAGAGAAUCUUUGUAAUGUUAACGUAUGACUAUGGAAAUUUUUAAAGGCUGUUUAGACGACAUUUCCCGUCCCGCGUCCAGUGAGCAGACUCAGAGUGAAAGACUUUGUCCGACAACUCCCUUUGAACUCGUCGUUUUGACCAAUGAUGCUCCUGCGGAUACGGAGAACCAAUGCAACUUCGAAGAACCUAUCAGCUCCACAGCUAGCGGGUUUGACAAAGAUGAACCAGGAGAAGACGUGGAACUCCAACGGGCCAUUGAAGAAAUGAACCGUCUUGAUGAAAUACUGUCAGAAAUGGUGCGCAAAGAAAAAGAAGCCAAGCGUCAAAGAAAAGCACUUCAAAUGAAACUCUGGCAGGAGCUUCUGCAGAACAAACCUGAUGGUUAUACAGAAAGCUCACAUGAAGCUUUAAACACCAGGCUGUUUUUAUCUCUGGAAGCGAUAGAGGACGAAGGGGAGGAAGAAGCAGAAGAAGAAGAAAAGGACUUUGUGGCUCUUUUCGAAACCCAGGUUCCUGACUGUGAUCAGGUCGGACUCGGCCGAACUCUGGAGCAAAGUGAAAAGGGAGCACUCAGCUGGACCGAGUCCCUGGAGUCCGGGGACGAGCCGUUUGAAAACAGCCACUGUGGAGCUUCCAGAGGGACGAAAAAACAAAAGGACUUUGUCAAGAGAAACAUUGAGUUGGUGAGUGGUGAGGGGGGCCAAACGCUUUUGACUGCGGCAGAGAAACAGCGCCUGGCUGAGCUCCUAGAAGAAAUGGACGAAGAGGAUGUGGACAGUGCCAGAGGUGCAGACACAGAGGAGGACAUGUGGGCUGUGUCAGUCUUGACAGGACAAGGUUACACCCCCGAGCCCUCCGACCUGGAGCAGCUGAUUGACAUCGACUCCAAAAUGCGCCUCCUUCUCCCAGAUGAAGAAUUUCACUCGGUGCAAAGUUCCUACACAAACUUAGGCAUGACCCAGGGCCGUGGAUCAGAGGUUGGCUGGAAGUGCAGUGGGGACCAGCAGCCAGGAGAGAAGGUCCUGCAGGACAUAAAGGAGAGGAGAAAGCAGGAGCAGCAGCUCCAAAAGAUCCAACAGCAGCUGGAGAUCCUGGGCCGCAGCCCAGAGACGAGUGUGAGUCCAGAACAGAUACUUUCAUUCACACAAAAACACACACAGUCUUCAAGAGUCAUCACAGCCGAGUGCACGCUCUUUGUAAACACCGGUUCUGACCCGGGGGUCUUCAACCUUCAACACCAAAAGAGCAAUAGUUCAUAUUUUAUGACAAAAUCAAAUUCAUCCAGAAACAUUUUAACAGUGUAUGUAAAAUCCAUAAUGCAGUGUGGAAAGUUUCAAAUACUGUAGUUAUAUUCCAGGAAU